AUGGCGCGCGCCGUGCUCGUGCUCCUGGCGUGGCACCCGGAUCUCAUCGUGCCGACGCUCACGCUCCACGUCGCGGCCGUCGGCAUCUGGAAGUACCAGCACAGGCCGCGCGCGCCGGCGCCGCACCCGUGCGUGCGCGCGUCCAUGGUGGAGGCGCCUGACAGGGAGGAGCUGGACGAGGAGUUCGACACGAUACCAAGCGCGAAGUCACCGGAGGUGGUGCGCCAGCGGUACGUGCGUGACCUGCUCGGCCGCAUGACGCUGCAGGAGAAGGCGGGCCAGAUGGCCCAGAUCGAGCUCUCCGUGGCGUCGCCCCGCGCCCUCGCGGAGCUCGGCGUCGGCAGCCUCCUCAACGGCGGCGACAGGCCGCCCUUCGACGGCGCCUCGCCGUCCGACUGGGCCGGCAUAGUCGACAGCAUGCAGCGCCUCGCCCUCUCGUCCCGUCUCUCCGUCCUCAUCAUCUACGGCGUCGAUGCCGUCCACGACCACAAAAACGUCAUCGGCGCCACCAUCUUCCCCCACAACGUCGGCCUCGGAGCUUCCAGGGAUCCGGAGCUUGUCCGAAAGAUCGGUGAGGCGACGGCGCUCGAGGUUCGGGCCACCGGCAUGCACUGGACCUUCGCCCCCUGCGUCGCCGUAUGUAGGGAUUCGAGGUGGGGGAGAUGCUACGAGAGCUAUAGCGAGGACCCAGAGAUCGUGCGCUCCUUCACCACCAUCGUCGUCAGUCUGCAGGGCCAGCCACCGGCAGACCACCCCCAUGGUUACCCUUUCCUCCAUUCGGUUAGGUACUUAAUCCAGAUUCUGGUGCUCUCUGAUCAGGACCCCACUGUUCGGCAAGUAUGCUGGUCAGAAUUCACCGGAUUUUAAUGAAUCUUUUUCCCU
Messenger RNA from Hordeum vulgare subsp. vulgare (domesticated barley), 882 nucleotides. RefSeq names its product beta-glucosidase BoGH3B-like. Lineage: Eukaryota; Viridiplantae; Streptophyta; Magnoliopsida; Poales; Poaceae. Bases 1 to 867 code for a protein of 288 amino acids. The transcript has 3 exons. Gene Ontology annotation, molecular function: beta-glucosidase activity. The record is from RefSeq and is a predicted model, not a curated record. Gene Ontology annotation, biological process: glucan catabolic process.